GUGACUUCACAUUGUCAACAUCCCGGUGACAUAAUCAGUCUCUCCAAAAUGGCGACGGUGGAUAACAGAGAAGCGGGUCAGGAUGACCCCGAGAGUGAAGAGGAGGUGUAUGAGGUCGUGGACCUGACAGAAUAUGCCCGGAGACACCAGUGGUGGUGCCGGGUGUUUGGGAACAACUCCGGGCCGAUUGCUGAGAAGUAUUCCGUGGCCACGCAGAUCAUGAUGGGAGGGGUGACUGGAUGGUGUGCUGGUUACCUUUUCCAGCGAGUUGGGAAGAUAGCUGCUACCGCUGUUGGAGGAGGUUUUCUUCUUUUACAGAUCGCCAAUCACAGCGGCUACGUGCAGGUGGAUUGGAAGAAGGUGGAGAAAGAUGUGAACAAAGCCAAGAAGCACCUGAAGAAGAAAGCAAACAAAGCAGCCCCUGAAAUAAACACAUUCAUUGAGGAGGUAAAGGCUACAGACUUCAUUAAAAGAAACAUCGUCCUCUCCAGCGGCUUCGUCGGCGGCUUCUUCCUGGGUUUGGCCUCCUAAAGCCGCGGCACACACUCCACUCACUUACUGUGAACUACAUGGGUCACUUCCCUCUACAUGGGACCUCUCAGCUCCACUUUUUUUCUGCACAUUACCAGGGAGUGUGGGGGGGGUUACUUUGAACAUUAUCGCAUGAUCUGUUGUGACAGUGGCAUUUACUGUGUUCCAUCUACUCCCUGGUGUCAAUCAAUACAUGCUAAAGGGUUCCCGAGGUGAGAUAUGUUUUGGGUGCUUGGAUUAAACUGUGAAGACUUUCUGGAUGUUGGCAUGUGUGGGCGCUGCUGUUGUAAAUAUAGCUGUAAAUACCCACACAUUAAAAAAAACAAUCUAACAUAAAGAAGAGGGAGGGCACCAGAGUGGGACCCCGAAUUGGUCGGGCCCUCGUUUAUAAAAUACAUAUCAUGAGCUUUAAUCUAAAUGUUCCAUCUGUGAAUAACCUCUAUUUUACACUGACAAAAUAUUAAACGCAGAUCCUUUAUUCCCAUAAUCCCUUGCUCCGGGGAGCAUCUGCUGCACCUUAAUUACCCCCAUCGAGAGCUGGACACCAAGAGACGCCAUAAAAGGGCGACGCUGCCGAGUUAUGUCCUCAUAUUAACCAUGUAGUGUCCACUGGAGUUGAUCACAAGUUGCUUUUUUUUUUUUUUGUUGCCUUUUGUUACCGAUGCAAUAUGUUACAGGUGUACGUUUUUAUUCAGGGUUUAAAGUGCUUGUUAUGUCUUUAACUGGCAGAUUGUGUGCUCAUAUUCCCUCAUUGUAAUGUUGUUAUUAGAGCUGUAUGAAGCAGUUCAGCGUCUCUUUCAAAAUAAAGCUGCGUGAUAUGUUUUGA
Messenger RNA from Labrus mixtus (cuckoo wrasse), 1357 nucleotides. Its product is annotated as FUN14 domain-containing protein 1. The record is from RefSeq and is a predicted model, not a curated record. Lineage: Eukaryota; Metazoa; Chordata; Actinopteri; Labriformes; Labridae. The transcript is spliced from 5 exons. Gene Ontology annotation, biological process: autophagy of mitochondrion. The coding region runs from base 49 to 531 and encodes 160 amino acids. Gene Ontology annotation, cellular component: mitochondrial outer membrane.